Messenger RNA from Larimichthys crocea (large yellow croaker), 2728 nucleotides. RefSeq names its product extracellular calcium-sensing receptor-like. Gene Ontology annotation, cellular component: plasma membrane. The coding region runs from base 50 to 2689 and encodes 879 amino acids. Gene Ontology annotation, molecular function: G protein-coupled receptor activity. The record is from RefSeq and is a predicted model, not a curated record. Gene Ontology annotation, biological process: G protein-coupled receptor signaling pathway. The transcript has 9 exons. NCBI's taxonomy places the organism in Eukaryota, Metazoa, Chordata, Actinopteri, Sciaenidae.
CACAAUAACACUGACUGGGCUCACAAAAGGAGUACACACGAGGAAAGUCAUGUGGGCAUUUGUCAAGGUCAACUUGCUUAUGUAUUUCAUGUUGUAUUCCCACUUUUCUUCAGCUCUGUCCUCAACUCAUUACUCUUCCUCGUGUCAGUUACAAGGACAAUUUCAUCUAAAUGGCUUGCACAAGGCAGGAGAUGUGGUUAUAGGUGGUCUGUUUCAGAUCCACUUCUUUUCUGUUUUUCCUGACCUGUCUUUUACCUCACAACCACAACAGCCUUCCUGCCAUGGUUAUGAUGUUCUAGGAUUCAGGCAGGUGCGGACCAUGGCCUUUGCUGUUGAUGAAAUCAACAGAAACCCCAACCUGCUUCCUAACGUGACUCUGGGAUACAGUCUUUAUGACAACUGUGUCAAUCUAGGAAUUGGAUUUCGUGGAGCAUUGUCCUUAGUCAGUGGUCAAGAGGAACAGUAUUUAUUGGAUGAGACCUGUGCAGGAACCCCUCCAGUCAUAGGUGUUGUGGGUGAUUCUUCUUCUACACGCUCUAUUGCUAUUUCCACUGUCUUAGGUUUGUACAGAGUACCUAUGGUGAGUUAUUUUGCCACAUGUUCCUGCCUGAGUGACCGGCAAAAGUUUCCAUCCUUCUUUAGAACAAUCCCAAGUGAUGCUUUCCAGGUGCGUGCUAUGAUUCAGAUCCUAAAACACUUUGGCUGGACUUGGGCAGGUCUGCUCAUCAGUGAUGAUGACUACGGACUCCACGCUGCUCGAUCUUUCCAAUCUGACUUGGCUCAGUCUGGUGGAGGUUGUUUGGCAUACCUAGAGAUUUUGCCUUGGGGCUAUGAACAAACUGAACUAAGGAGGAUUGUGGAUAUGAUGAAGAAAUCCACAGCUCGUGUGGUCAUUGUGUUUGCACAUGAGAGUCACAUGAUUAACCUCAUGGAAGAGGUGGUGAGGCAGAAUGUGACAGGCCUGCAGUGGAUUGCCAGUGAAGCUUGGACAGCAGCUGCUGUGCUCCAGACCCCCCGCCUUAUGCCUUACCUGGGCGGCACACUGGGUAUCGCCAUCCGCCGAGGAGAAAUCACUGGACUUAGGGAUUUCCUCUUACAAUCACGCCCUGAUCUACACCACAACACCAGUUAUGGGAAUAGCACUGUGAGUGUAAACCAGUUUUGGGAAUACACAUUUCAGUGUAGAUUUGCACCACCUCCAGCUGGUUGGGUUGAAGCUGGGGGAGAAAUAUGCACUGGACAAGAAGAUCUAGAGAAAGUGGAGACUGAGUUUGUGGAUGUGUCUAACCUCAGGUCAGAGUAUAAUGUGUACAAGGCUGUGUAUGCUCUGGCAUAUGCCCUUGAUGAUAUGCUGCAGUGUGAGCCUGGGAGAGGGCCUUUCAGUGGGAACACCUGUGGUAAUUUGAAAGGACUGCAGCCAUGGCAGAUUGUGUAUUACUUGCAAAAGGUCAACUUCACCACAACCUUUGGUGAUCAUGUAUCAUUUGAUGAGAAUGGUGAUGCCUUACCGAUAUAUGAUAUCAUGAACUGGCUAUGGCUCCCUGAUGGAAGAACUAAACUCCAAAAUGUGGGUGAUGUUAAGAAAUCAGCCUUCAAAGGUGAAGAACUCACAAUUGAUGAAGACAAAAUCUUCUGGAACUUUGAAUCAAAAAAGCCACCCCGGUCAGUGUGCAGUGAGAGCUGUCCUCCAGGUACUCGUAUGGCCAGAAAAAAGGGGCAACCUGUGUGCUGUUUUGACUGCAUCCCUUGUUCUGGGGGAAAAAUCAGCAAUACAACUGAUUCCAUGGAGUGCACCAGUUGUCCCGAGGACUUCUGGUCCAGCCCCCAGCGUGACCACUGUGUUCCUAAAAAGACAGAGUUCCUCUCCUACCAUGAGCCUCUGGGUAUCUGCUUGACAGCCACCUCAUUGCUGGGCACAUGUAUCUGCGCUGUUGUCCUGGGCAUCUUUAUCUAUUAUCGCAGAACCCCUAUAGUACGAGCCAACAAUUCAGAGCUUAGUUUCCAGUUACUGUUGUCACUUAAGUUAUGUUUCCUGUGUUCACUGUUGUUUAUCGGCCGACCAAAACUUUGGACAUGCCAGUUAAGACAUGCAGUAUUUGGGAUCAGCUUUGUGCUUUGUGUCUCAUGCAUUCUGGUGAAAACCAUGGUAGUUCUGGCUGUGUUCAAGGCCUCCAAGCCAGGAGGUGGAGCCAGUCUGAAGUGGUUUGGUGCUAUGCAGCAGAGAGGAACAGUUAUUGUUCUUACUUCUAUUCAAGCAGCAAUUUGUACUGCCUGGCUUUUAUCUGCCUCACCAACCCCUCAUAAAAACUAUCAAUACUACAAUGACAAGAUAGUUUAUGAAUGUGUAAUUGGGUCUACAGUUGGUUUUGCAGUUUUACUAGGCUAUAUUGGCUUAUUAGCUAUCCUCAGUUGUCUGAUUGCAUUUAUAGCAAGAAAUCUUCCAGAUAGUUUCAAUGAGGCCAAACUCAUCACUUUCAGUAUGCUGAUCUUUUGUGCUGUGUGGGUGGCCUUUGUUCCUGCCUAUAUCAGCUCACCAGGCAAAUAUGCAGAUGCAGUGGAGGUGUUUGCCAUCUUAGCCUCCAGUUUUGGCCUCCUGGUGGCACUGUUUGGACCCAAAUGCUACAUAAUCCUGCUGAGACCAGAGAGGAACACAAAGAAAGCAAUCAUGGGUCGAGGAGUCGAGUCAUAAAAACACACUUCAUUUGAUGACACAAAUUGAAUCAUGCAU